Molecule: messenger RNA, 2325 nt
Organism: Ruditapes philippinarum (Manila clam)
Lineage: Eukaryota; Metazoa; Mollusca; Bivalvia; Venerida; Veneridae
Exons: 7
Coding region: 349-2325 (658 amino acids)
Source: RefSeq, a predicted model, not a curated record
AUAGAUUUGCACCAAAAUUUAAGAAUACUUUGCGACUAGUCCAGAUAAUAUAUGCUUUACAUUGAUCAAACGAGCUGAUAUAUAAUAAUAAAGUUAGAUUUAUGUCUUUUUUACAAUUGUGUCUGUUUUGUUUACUUUCAACAGCAUCCUCUACAAAUCAAUAGAUACCAGAAGCUGACAAUCAACUACUAUGCUGAAAGGUCUCGAAUACAAUGAAUCUGAACUAGAUAUCAUCUUAUAAAAGAAAAUUUAUAAUAUGAAUUCUAAAGUUAUAAGCUUAAAAGUAUUCGUCUUCUUGGCGCUUUCAAAACUCUUCUGAACAGUUUCAUACUAGAAAAGAAAACUGACAUGGGUCAAGAACAUUCCAAGCCAGAUAAAGAACAAAGUGAGAAUGAGAAGAACGAUGAUAAGAAAAUACUUUCAGAUAUUGAAAAGGAAAAAAAGAGAAGAGUAAAAGAGUGUAAACAUGAAAAACGCAGCUGUAAAACUUCUCCAGGCUACCAAGAAACAAUGCAGAGUGACAGCUCAUUGCCAGCAAGGGUGCAUUCUGAAGCCAGUUUAUCCGAAACGGAUAAACAAAACACUAAACGUGGAGUUCAGUAUAGCGAAGAAACGGAACAAAAAGAUACAGAAGAGCAUGGAAAUAAAAAUGCUACAAAACACAGACACGUGGAUGAACAAGCUAUGAUACAGUAUAUCGAUAAAAAUAUUGAGAAACGUAUGCAUUGCUUAAGCAGCAAAAUUAAUGAUUGUAAAAGUUGGCUUAGUGAUGAAAAUGCCUCAAAAGAGAGAUUUGACGAGGAAAAUAUGGAAAAUGAUGUCGAGGGAAAAACAGGGGAAAAUGUGCCCGUCGAUUGUAAGAUAAACACAAGUUUAGGGAAAAACUGUUCAUAUGUAACGGCACAUUCAACAAUCACACGGGGAAAAAGUGAAGAUGUAUUUCCAUUGUUGAACAAGACGGAUGAAAUCAAAGGUGAAGACAGGGAAACGUUUGCCAACACGCUUAAAUGUAAAGAAAGAAAUGUUAGUGAUCAAGGAAUCGCGAAUAGACUUGAAGAACUGAGAAAUAAGAGUAAAUAUGUCUAUUUAAAGAAGUGCUUGUCAAUUCACUUCAUGGGAAAAGGAUACUUGUCACUUUCACAGAAGACUGCUUCACUAAAGACCGAGCUGGAUGAUCUUUUCCUAGAAAAAUCGCUGUUGGUUACAUCAAACUGCCGAACCUAUGGCUUCGUAUUUGCACUUGGCGUUCCAAGUACGCAACUGCUACAUUCAUCUGGAGAUCAACGUUUCAUCAAACAUAUUCUUAAGACACCACAUUUGAAAGAUGUUCAUUUACGAGAUGAACAUUUCAGACUGGCUACAUUUAGUUUAUCCCCGGACCGUUAUGAACUUGGGGAAGUACUAAGGCUUUCGGCUAGGGGAUUUUACAAUGAUAUUGAUGGCAGAAUAAGGUGUUUUUCCUGUAGGAAUACUUACAAGUCUUCCCAUUCAAUUGGUCACCAUGCAAAUUGCAUGCAGCAUCGUCAUGAUGGAACAUCAAUGUCGCAAUAUGGGGAAUCCGCCCACAGUAUACUUCUUGCUAACAGAAAUCGUUCACACUAUGUCCACAGCUCAUCAGUCUUCCAACAGAUACGUUUUAGAUUCACGAGAUACACUAUCCGAUUCGGGGAGACACAACAGGUUAUCUCAGAUAACAUUGUCACAAAUAGAGAGGAAGAAGACGAUGAGGGCAUUUCUGUUAGACAGAAUGCAAGCCUGCAAUCACAAAACGGCCAAUCAAAUACUGUAGUUUCAUUGUCAGAAAGCAGCCCUAACCAUCAAGUGGAAGCCCACCAAUUGCAUGACACAACAUCUGUACAAAACAGCGAGGAGUAUUCUUGUGGAUACAGAAAUGCUGGUGUGUUUCAUAGACGUACAAUAGAUCAUCCAUCGUGUCAACAUAAUGGUUCGCAGAUCCAAGGAAGCCGCCAGUCAGAGAAUGGUCAGAGAACUAUAAAGGAAGAUGUAAACCGGAAACAGGCACACGGCACUACCUUUUUCUGUGGGAGAGCGAUGCCACAUCCUCCUUGCCAAAUAGAAAGUAACUUGGCAAAUGAUGUUAGUCCUGCAUCUAAUACUGUCACAAAUACAGAGAGCUUGGAAGAGGAGAACAAUUACACGAGAUCACGGUUGUGGUGUCGCAAGUGUCAGAGACGUCAUUGUAAUAUAGUUAUUAUACCAUGCGGACAUAUAGUUGUCUGUGAUAAUUGUAUUACAAACACAACAGAAUGCCCGAAAUGUAAAAAAAUGGUCGAACAAGCACAUAGAAUCAAUCCUUCUGAGUGA